GUCUCCUUAAUACUUAUGGACCAUGGAGGCAGCCGGCUCUGUCCUGAGUUAGUUAAGUGUUUUUACACUGUGAAAAGUUUUGCAAUGUCCAUUUUAUCAUCACAUAUUAUGUAAAUGACGAAAGGUACUUGCCAUGGAACUAUAAUUGGAAUAACUUUUGUCCGCAACUCGUCGCGGAAGCGGAGUUUUCUCAUGGCAAAAGUGGAUUAAAAAUCCCUCCGUGAAAAGACAGUUCGGCCGAGACUCGGACAGAGAAGGCACCACAUCACAUGACAUCAUGUCCACCAUCAGUCCGCCCUGCAAGCAGGAGAAGAGAGGCAGCUUCUUCAAGCUGAUUGACUCAUUUGCCUGGGAAAUAGGCACACUGAAGAAGGAAAUGGGGAAAAAGACAGAACAAUCAGAAGGAGACAACAAGACUGAUCCUCUCCUCGGGCUGGGUGAAGAGGUGGGGGGUCUCUUCCUGCCGGCUUCCCCUCGUGCUGGAAUCGGUGCAGGGCAGGCGGGAGCGAGAGACUCGGGCUAUGACUCCCUCCAUCGGAGGCUCAGUGUCCUGGACAGACUGGUGCACACACAUGCUGUGUGGCUACAGCUGGGUCUCAGCCACCAGCAUGCCACACGUUUACUGCAGAGCCAACCCACCGCGACAUUCGUGGUGAGGAAGUCUACUAGCCUGCAGAGGAAAGUAAUAUCUGUACGCAUGGACAAAGACUCUGAAGUCCCUGUCAAAGACUUUCCUGUCAAAGAGAGUCAGUACACUUUUUCUCUGGAGGGAUCGGGCCUGAGCUUUGCAGACCUCUUCCGUCUGGUCGCUUUUUGCUGCAUCAGCAGGGAUGUGCUGCCGUUCACACUGAAGCUUCCAGAGGCCAUUGCAUCAGCCAGAACUUCUGCUGAUCUCGAGGAGGUUGCUAAACUUGGAGCAGGUUUCUGGGAUGCUCAGUUUUGCCACAGGAGAAAGGUGUCAGCCUCAUCGGCAGCAAUAGCUGCUCCCAGCAGACCACCGCCUCCUUCCCCGAGACCAGUCUCCAUAACAACCUCCCCAGAGAGCCCUCAGCUUCAAACUCGUACCCCAUCUGAGCUUGAGUGUUGUCAGUCUAACGGGGCUCUUUGCUUCAUCAAUCCCCUCUUCAUAAAGGUUCACCAGCCGGAGGGAGACCACAGCACUACUUCAAAUCCCUCUGGCACAGUUAAGAAAGUACAGACAGAGGAGCCUGGUGGCAACAGCCUGGAAACUAACAACAGUGAAAUCCAACAAUGUCCUCAGGUCUGCAGCUCAGUGCACAGUGACAGUGACCAGUCAGGUCAAAGCGACUUGCAGAGUCUCAGCAGAAACACGAAGGUAAAGGACGAUAGCAGUGAAACCAGCAAUCGAAAGCCAAGUUCUGCAGACAACAUUCCCCGGUCAGCACCUCCUCGUCCACCUCCACCUCACUUUGCACAGCGAGGCUCAGGCCCUCCUCCCCGACAACGCAGCAUGCCUGAGAAGAUCUCCUGGAUCAAAGUCCCUAAGGACAAGGCAGAGGAGAGGGAGAGGGGCGGCAGCCUUCUUUCUCGUUUGGGCUCCUCUCUAAGCAUCAGCCCCUCUUCCUCACCACCCAAGAGACUCAGCAUCAGCUCCCCUAUCUCCAUCCCCCGGCCCUCCCUGCCCAUUUCUCUAUCGUCUCUCUCCUCCUCUCCUCGACGGACUAAAGCCUCACCAUCAUCCAGCCAGGAGGAUGCUCAGUGCCACUUGGCGCUCGAGGAACAAACUAUUGAGAAGGCCCUCUUAAGGGCAAGGCUGUCUCAACAAACCUCCUCCAAAUCCCCAGACCAGGACUCUAGCAGUCCUUCAGACCCUUCCCAGUUGACAACACGAAAGAGGGCAGAGCUGACAGGAGGUGAAGAAGAAAAAGGCAAGGAAUGUAGCGGUGGUGGUCAGCGGUUGAGUGACAUGAGCCUGUCCACCGAUUCCUCUGACUCUCUGGAUUUUUCUCAGUGUUCAGCCUUUUUCCUUCCUCCUCUUCAUGACCCCAGCCCCCCAACCAUAGCCGACUUCAACACCCAUCUCCCCCUCUCCAUCCCACCAUCCCACCUACCUUACUGCAGUAUGGAGGAAGAUGACGAUGAUGACGAUGAUGAGGAGGAAGAGGAGCCUGACUACGGUGUCAGCCUGGAGAGCGACCAGGACCAAGACCAGGAUCUUACCAUGGUGCCACCUGGCCACCGCACAAAGCGCCGCCCCAGUGCGGGCGCUUUGGUCUUGCAGAAAGCACUGAAAGGGCACCUGCGCAAGAUGAGCGGCGUUUUCAACUCGCUGCUGACGCCUGAGAAGAGGGCGAUCCGCAAGGUGGUGGAAUUGUCAAGGGAUAGAGGAACGUAUUUCGGCUGCCUGGUGCAGGACUACCUGAGCUACAUGGGCGAGGGAGCAGGCACCCAGGCCUGGCAGGGCUACGCCUCUGGACUGGAGCUGCUGCAGACUCUCCGCCAGUUUAUCACUCAGAUGAAGAGCUACCUGCAACAGAGCUCCGAGCUUGAGCCACCAAUUGAGAGCCUCAUUCCUGAAGACCAGAUCGACCAAGUUCUGGAAAAGGCCAUGCACAAAUGCGUCCUGAAGCCCCUCAAACCGAUAGUGAGCGCAGCCCUGCGGGAGUUCCAGGUGCGCAACGGUGAGUGGCAGGAGCUAAAGGAGAACCUGGCCUUGGCCAAGGCCAGGCAGCCGCAGGAAAUGGGCGUGGCCGACACGCUGCCCCCGGACCCUGUGGCCAUAGAGAAGAUUAAGCACAAGUUCCACACCAUGAGUAAGCUGUACUCCCCAGAGAAGAAGGUCACCAUGUUGCUGAGAGUCUGCAAACUUAUCUACACCAUCAUGGAGGACAAUUCAGGUCGUCUGUACGGUGCUGAUGACUUCCUGCCCAUGCUGACCUAUGUGUUGGCCCAGUGUGACAUGCCCCAGCUGGACAAUGAAAUACUUUACAUGAUGGAGCUGCUGGACCCCUCACUGCUCCAUGGAGAAGGUGGCUACUACCUGACCAGCGCCUACGGAGCUAUGUCCCUGAUCAAGAACUUCCAGGAGGAGCAGGCAGCCAGAGUCCUGAGCUCUGAAACCAGAGACACACUCCACCAGUGGCACCGCCGACGCACCAUGCAGCGAUCUGCUCCAUCUUUUGAUGACUUCCAGAACUACCUGAGGGUGGCACUGCAGGAGCUGGACAGCGGCUGUACGGCCAAAACCCUACAGGUCCGGCCGUAUGCCACGGUGGAGGAGGUUUGUCAGCUGUGCGCUCAUAAGUUUAAAGUGUCCGAUCCUGAGAACUACGGCUUGUUUCUGCUGAUGGAAGGCAGCAGCCAGCAGCUGGCGCCAGACACACACCCUCAGAAGAUCAAGGCUGAGCUCCACAGCCGCUCGCAGGCCACUCCCUUCCACUUUGUGUUCCGCCGUGUGGCCAGCAGCAACACCUCAUCAUCAGCUCCACCCGAUACUACACCCAACCUCAACGACCUCACUGCGACCUCUGACCACAGGGACAAUUUGAACGACCUCGGUAGGGAGCUGUCAGACCCCUCCCUCCAGCCAGCUCUCAGCCUCGGCCUCAGUCCCCAUCUGAGCCUCAGCCUUCCGCCCAGUCACCUCAAUGGGAACUCAAUAUCAAUAUGACUGAGAGUGUGAAUGGGGUCUUUGUCCCCAAGUUGUGACAGUAUCGCCCUUUAUUUCCAUUAGACCUUAAAGGGCCGGCAUGUUGACAGGGUUCCACUGGGCUGAACGCUGUAUCGUGCCAGUCUUUACAAAGCCUGACUUCUCCUUUCGAAUGACACGUCUCGUCUCAGUCAACAUCCCCUCGCUGGAAUGUUUUGUCUGACAGACACGUGAAAGAGGAAAAGAAAAAAGGAAGGAAGGAAAUGAGAAAGAUGGAGUUUUUGUUUACUUCCUGGGGUCUAGAUUUGGCAUCAGGUCGACACUUUGUUAAACACAGCUCUUGAAAUCUAAACAGAAGGUUUAUAGAGAGGGAUGUAGGAGUUAAUAUAAAGUGUAAAGAUGACAUAAACACUAAAAUGUGUUGACAGUCCUGCCUUAAUACUGGUGUCAAGGUGCUGAUUCAGGGUCAGAUGUUCUUAGUGUAAACAUUAGAUACAUAGACUAAACAUCUCAUUUUGGAUCAAUCACUUUAGAUAUAGAUUAAGAUAUUUUAUUUAGGUGAUGGGUAUAACUAAGACUUUAAGGUUACAGUUGCUGGUAAACUGUAUUUUGUAUUUUGUGAGGUUUGAAACUGUUAAUCUUUCUGAUAGUAGUUUUUAACAGAUAAGUGACACCUAGUGGUGGCUGGUGAAUAUUGCAAUUUGAUAUAUUCCAAGUGUUUUUUAUUAAGUAACUUUAUGCAAUUAUUAAAAAGAAGAGGAACUCAGUGGUGGAAAAAUAUCUUUAAAGAGAUGUAGCAAUGUGUAGAAAAAAAAAAAAAAAAAAAAAAAGAAGGGCUGUCUAUAUAAUAAUAUGACAUUACCAAUCAGAGUUGCAGUACUGUACUGGUCUUCAGUAGAGGUGGACAUUUUUUAUAACUGAUUUCCCACAGCUGCCUCUAGACAUUUUUCAACUUAACGCUUGUGUCAAAUGUUCAGAAUCUCCCUUUAAUGAGUUUGAAGAAGUAGAAAUCUGUUGGAAAAAAACAAAGAGUGUGGAGCCAAGGAGACGAGAAGUUUCUAACCUUUUUCUUUUCCAUAGUUGUUGGAACACCAAACCCAAACUGCCUCUUUUCUCUUAUGUCUUGAAAUGGGAAGUCGAUCUCGUCAAAUUGUACUUUUCCAACAAAUCUAUGCUGCUGUGGCUACUGGGCCAGUGUUUACAGCCACAGCCUCUCGUUUUCUCGUUUUCUCCUCUGCUCUCAACAUGCAGAACGUCCCAUGCACUAAGCUGCAUAUAUGCAGGUAGAUCCUGGCAUUAUCAGUGAAAGAUAUCACGUAUAAUACUGCCUUUUUUAUAUAACAAUCUUAAGGAUUCACUUUUUGAAAUUUGUAAAAAAAAAAAAAAAAGUUCUUGCAUGUAGUUUUGUCUUUUAAGUGUAAUUUUAGAAACAGGCUCGUCUGCCAGUGUUUAGAAAAUGUAACAUUCAUUCAUGUAUUUACUGAUUAUCCUGGUGAUAUGAAAGAUACUGUGUCUUACAUGAUAUAUUGCUUGUUUAUGGGCGCCUUUUACAUUCAGAUUGACAUGAUGUGGCCGAGGAACAACUGUGACUGGCUGCCAUAUUCUAAUUAUAGACAAGUCUUUGUACUACUGACGAAUGAUAAAGGUUUUUAUCCCAUUAAAAAAAAAAAAAUAUAUAUAUAUGGUCAGUUAUAAACAGGUUUUGUGGACUUCCAUGCUGGUCUGAGGUCACACACAGAGGAACAUGCUGUACAGCUCGUAGAUAUUCAGAAAGACAAAAGUAUGUGAGGACUCUGUUUACAGGAGCGGAGAUGUUACUGAGACAGGCUCAGUCAGCAAUACAGCCUACAGGACAGUUGAGUGUCAGUCAAAAAACAAAACACUUGAAAAUAUCUUCUUUUUUUAAAUAUCAGUAGUUUCAAAAUCAAGUUGAUAUGCUGUAUAAUUACUGUCUUGAACUGUAACACUCCAUUCAUUCCUGUUUUAAAAUGUCGUGAGGUAUGUGAAGUGAAUUUGAAAACAGUAGUGAAAAGCUUGGUUGCUUAAAAGGGAAUUCCAGUAUUUUUAAUCCGGGCCCUUAAAUGUACUUUGGACAUGAAUUUCAGCUGCAAGACCAGCUGUAAUGGCUUCAGUGUUUUCUUUCUGCUCAAAUGACAAAAUAACAGAACAGAUCUCUACAGGCAUAGACCUGAUUGUAAAGGUAAGAGGAAACGGCUGAAUCAUCACGGUCUUCAAAGUAGUGUUGUAGUAUUGAACCGAGGGCCCUGGUCUAAAUGAGUGGAAUCACCUUCUAAGCAAACCUGCAGGCUUUUCGAGGCGGUUGUGUAGCAGGAUGACAUGUAUCGUCUGUAUGUAACCUGUGACAUGCUCAACAUGUGUUUAUCUGGGUGCCAAGUUUUUAAAGCUUGAAUCGACUCAUGGUGCGACAUUUUCAGUAAAAUAACUUCUCAUUGAUUUAGCGAGGUGAGUAUUUAUGUGUCUCUGUGCGGGGAUUUUUCACAGAUGGCUUUUCCAUGUUUGUAAUAUUCUUUACAGUGUCAAAAUAUCAACUUCAUCCAGGCAAACUGUUUGUGAUUUCAUUUAUAUCCUUUUGCACUUAAUAAAAGUUGGAAAUGAAAUUGCA
Molecule: messenger RNA, 6233 nt
Organism: Labrus mixtus (cuckoo wrasse)
Lineage: Eukaryota; Metazoa; Chordata; Actinopteri; Labriformes; Labridae
Gene: rin2a
Product: Ras and Rab interactor 2a
Exons: 12
Coding region: 278-3631 (1117 amino acids)
Biological process (GO): signal transduction; vesicle-mediated transport
Cellular component (GO): endocytic vesicle; cytosol
Molecular function (GO): small GTPase binding; guanyl-nucleotide exchange factor activity
Source: RefSeq, a predicted model, not a curated record